Molecule: messenger RNA, 2076 nt
Organism: Zingiber officinale
Lineage: Eukaryota; Viridiplantae; Streptophyta; Magnoliopsida; Zingiberales; Zingiberaceae
Product: phospholipase A1-Ibeta2, chloroplastic-like
Exons: 1
Coding region: 6-1628 (540 amino acids)
Biological process (GO): lipid metabolic process
Molecular function (GO): glycerophospholipase activity
Source: RefSeq, a predicted model, not a curated record
UUCUCAUGUCGAUCGCCUUGGCCAUGGCGGCAGCUCCUCCGCGCCACGUCUCGCAGGGCCGCAACGCCCUCCCCAACUCGCCCCUCAAUCCAAUCACCGCUCGUCACCACCACGCAACCGCAGUCCACGCUAGCAUCGCAGCCACGGCUCCUCAGCCCGCUGCCACCCUAUCCACGAACGCGCACCUCGCUAACUUGGAGCGCCUCCUCGAGAAGCAGAAGCAGGAAAAUCCUCCGGCUGCCUCGGCGCCGGCGAAGAUGCAGCCUGAUGGCGUCAGCGACCCUCCUUCGUCGUACCGAACCAGCCGCCUGCUGCAGGCUCUCAACCUCACCUCCGCCCUCUUCCCUGCCGGCGGGUUCUCCAAUAAGCACGCCGGAGCCGAGGAGGUGUCCCCCAGGAGCUUAACCCGCCUCCGCCGUCUGCUCUCCAAUUCCAACCGCGCUUCCCCGCGCGGUAGUAUCGCCGGCGGAUGGCGCCGCUUCCACGGCGUCGGCGACUGGGAGGGCCUCCUCGACCCCCUCGACGACGACCUCCGCCGCGAGCUCGUGCGCUACGGCGAGUUCGUGCAGGCCACCUACCACGCUUUCCACUCCACCAGCGCGCCGCCGGGUCGCCCCCGCCACGUCCUCCUCCCCGACCGCUCCUAUCGCGUCACGCGCAACCUCUUCGCCACCGCCUCCAUCGAGCUCCCCCCGUGGAUCGACACGGUGGCGCCCUGGGUCAUGGCCGCGCACCCCACCAGCUGGAUCGGCUACGUUGCCGUCUGUGAGAACGAGCGCGAGAUCCGCCGCAUGGGCCGCCGAGACAUCGUCAUCGCCCUCCGCGGCACCUCCACCUGCCUCGAGUGGGCGGAAAACUUCCGCACCGAACUCGUUCCUCUCGAAGAGGCGGAGGCGGAAACAGAGCAGCAGGGAGCGGAAACAGAGGAACAGCGACUCUCGUCGGAAGUGGCGAAGGUGGAAUGCGGAUUCCGGAGUCUAUACAAGACACCGGGGUUGGGAGACAAGCCGAGCCUAUCGGCGGCGGUGGUCGAGGAGGUUAAGAAACUAAGGAAGGAGUACGCGGGGGAGGAGCUGAGCAUCACAGUGGUGGGGCACAGCCUGGGGGCGGCUCUGGCGGUGCUGGUGGCUGAAGAGGUGGCGGCGCUUGUACCUCCGGAACGCGCCGCCACGGCGGUGUUCACCUUCGGUGGGCCGCGGGUGGGGAACCGAGCAUUCGCGGAGCGGGUGGAGAAGCGGGGGGUGAAGGUGCUGAGGGUGGUGAACGCCCACGACUUGGUGCCGCGCGUACCGGCGGCUCCGCUGAGAACUCGGAACGAAGGGUACGCCCACGUGGGGCGGGAGCUGGUGGUGGACAGCCAAAGCUCGCCGUACCUACGCCCGGACGCCGACCUGUCGUGCUGCCACGACUUGGAGGCCUACCUCCACCUCGUCGACGGCUUCAGGGCGGCCGGUGGACCAUUCCGGGAGAACGCCAAGCGGAGUCUUGCUCGCCUCCUCAGCCAGCAGGGCGCCAACAUCAAGAAGCUGUACCUGAACAAGGCGCAGGAGCUCCGGCUGAAGCAAACCGCCGGAAGCUUCGGCCGAUGCAACUCCGGCCAACUGGCAAGCCCUUCCUCCACUUUCUAGUCGUCAUCGCCGGAGACAAAAGGAGCCAUUUUUGAGUCUCUCAUAUUGCGCAUACAAAAUGAUAAUCUCAAUUAGUCUCGUAUAAUGACUGAUUUGAUUCCACGAAAAUUUCCUACAAGCCACCAAGAUAAAUCAGACUGUGAAUACCUGAGUAAUAACCUGAAUAUCCUACCACAUCAUCAUAACUCCAGAAAUACAUAACGCGCAUAAGAAAGCAAACCCAUUUGUUCAUAUAUAUUACAAUUAGCAAAGAUGCAACUUCUUCCCAAGAAGUGAGAUAUGGAUGGCUUUAGAAUUUUAUAGCUCAUUAAACGUUGCAAGAACAAGAAUCUGAAUUCAAUGCACUGAAGGAUUUUAAACUAGAGCAAUCAUGGAGCUCAGCAAAGGAAAUAGAGAAUUAAGUUCUUAAGGAACUAAAGUCACACUCUAGCAAUUAUUUUGAGCUAAA